AUGUCCACGAUUCCGAUCCGCACGCUUAACAAUGGAGUAAAGAUGCCUGCUAUCGGCCUUGGCUGCUGGUCCGGUACUACUCCAGAGGAACAGGCGAAGUCUGAGCCGUGGAUCCUCACUGCUCUUGAGAACGGCUAUCGCCAUCUUGAUACCGCCUAUGGAUAUCAUACUGAGAAAUACGUCGGCAACGCAGUGCGCCGGAGCGGUAUCCCGCGAGAAGAGAUCUUUAUCACGACGAAGUUACCCUCGAAUCACCAUGCCCGAGUAGCAGAGUCUCUGGAGGAAAGUCUGGAGCGAGCGGGGUUGGACUACUUCGAUCUUCUGACGACGACACAGUAUCUGAUGCAUUGGCCCAUGGCGUUCCAUUAUCGCCCUGACGGUUCCAAGCGUGCUGAUGGCAAGCCUGACCUCGACGAGGAGACGACCUUCUCCAAGACGUGGGCUGAUAUGGAAAAGCUGGUAGGCACGGGCAAAGUCCGUGCCAUUGGGAUUUCCAACUUUAGCGUCCAAAAUCUCGAUAUCUUACUGAAAGAUGCCAAGAUUGUCCCAGCAGUUAAUCAGGUUGAGCUGCACCCGUUACUGGCACAGAAUGAGCUGGUGAAGUACUGUCUGGACCGGGGGAUAAUGCUCACUGCGUACUCCCCUACCGGUUACGCACAAGUGCGCGAACAUCCUGAAGUCAUCAAGGUUGCUUCAAAACACAACGCCUCCCCAGCGCAGAUCUCCUUGGCGUGGCAUCUAGCACGCGGAUAUACUGCUUGUCCGAAGAGUACAGAUUCGGGACGGCAGAAGGAGAACUUGAACCGGCCAACAUUGGACAAGGAAGACAUGGAUAUUCUGAACAGUAUCGACGAGAAUGUACAUCUAUGCAAUUACGGGCCUCCGCCACUUGUUUCUGGAUGGACGUACGAACAGCUUGGCUGGUCGAGGCCAUACAAGGAGAAGAACUGA
Molecule: messenger RNA, 951 nt
Organism: Dacryopinax primogenitus
Lineage: Eukaryota; Fungi; Basidiomycota; Dacrymycetes; Dacrymycetales; Dacrymycetaceae
Product: Aldo/keto reductase
Exons: 9
Coding region: 1-951 (316 amino acids)
Molecular function (GO): oxidoreductase activity
Source: RefSeq, a predicted model, not a curated record